AUAAAGAGUGAUAACAAGUUUAGUGUUAUCAAGGAACAGUUUAGUGUUAUCAAGGAGCAGUUUAGUGUUAAGGAACAGUUUAGUGUUAUCAAGGAGCAGUUUAGUGUUAUCAGGGAGCAGUUUAGUGUUAAGGAACACUUUAGUGUUAUCAAGGAGCAGUUUAGUGUUAUCAGGGAGCAGUUUAGUGUUAUCAAGGAGCAGUUUAGUGUUAAGGAACACUUUAGUGUUAUCAAGGAACAGUUUAGUGUUAUCAAGGAACAGUUUAGUAUUAUCAUGGAGCAGUUUAGUGUUAAGGAACAGUUUAGUGUUAUCAAGGAGCAGUUUAGUGUUAUCAAGGAGCAGUUUAGUGUUAAGGAACAGUUUAGUGUUAUCAAUGAGCAGUUUAGUGUUAUCAAGGAGCAGUUUAGUGUUAAGGAACACUUUAGUGUUAUCAAGGAGCACUUUAGUGUUAUCAAGGAGCAGUUUAGUAUUAUCAAGAAGCAGUUUAGUGUUAAGGAACACUUUAGUGUUAUCAAGGAACAGUUUAGUGUUAUCAAUGAGCAGUUUAGUGUUAUCAAUGAGCAGUUUAGUGUUAAGGAACACUUUAGUGUUAUCAAGGAGCACUUUAGUGUUAUCAAUGAGCAGUUUAGUGUUAUCAAGGAGCAGUUUAGUGUUAAGGAACACUUUAGUGUUAUCAAGGAGCACUUUAGUGUUAUCAAGGAGCAGUUUAGUAUUAUCAAGGAGCAGUUUAGUGUUAAGGAACAGUUUAGUGUUAUCAAGGAGCAGUUUAGUGUUAUCAAGGAACAACUUAGUGUUAUCAAGGAGCAGUUUAGUGUUAUCAAGGAGCAGUUUAGUAUUAUCAAGGAGCAGUUUAGUGUUAAGGAACAGUUUAGUAUUAUCAAGGAACAGUUUACCGUUAAGGAACAGUUUAGUGUUAUCAAGGAGCAGUUUAGUAUUAUCAAGGAGCAGUUUAGUAUUAUCAAGGAGCAGUUUAGUGUUAAGGAACAGUUUAGUGUUAUCAAGGAGCAGUUUAGUAUUAUCAAGGAGCAGUUUAGUGUUAUCAAGGAACAGUUUAGUGUUAUCAAGGAACAGUUUAGUGUUAUCGAGGAGCAGUUUAGUGUUAUCAAGAAACAGUUUAAUGUUAUCAAGGAACAGUUUAGUGUUUUCAAGGAACAGUUUAGUAUUAAGGACCAGUUUAGUGUUAUCAAGGAACAGUUUAGUGUUUUCAAGGAACAGUUUAGUGUUAUCAAGGAACAGUUUAGUGUUAUCGAGGAGCAGUUUAGUGUUAUCAAGAAACAGUUUAGUGUUAUUAAGGAACAGUUUAGUGUUAUCAAGGAACAGUUUAGUGUUAUCAAUGAGCAGUUUAGUAUUAUCAAGGAGCAGUUUAGUGUUAUCAAGAAACAGUUUAGUCUAAUUCAGAUUAAAUCUCAACAUAUUUUAACAUAA
This is a messenger RNA of Homarus americanus (American lobster), 1425 nucleotides long. RefSeq names its product coiled-coil domain-containing protein 39-like. The transcript has a single exon. The record is from RefSeq and is a predicted model, not a curated record. The annotation marks the transcript as partial. NCBI's taxonomy places the organism in Eukaryota, Metazoa, Arthropoda, Malacostraca, Decapoda, Nephropidae.